AUGACCUCGUUCUCGAGCAGCAAUGAAUUCGACUUCAGCAAAUGGGAUUUCCCAGCCGAGCGCAUCUGGUUGCACAAGCCCAGCGGCGAGAUAACCUGGAAGAUCUGCACAUUUGUGCCACUUAUUGCCUUUGGUCUGUAUGGAAACUUCACCAUGGUUUAUCUGAUAGCCACGAAUCGCUCUUUAAGAUCGCCCACCAAUUUGAUUAUUGCCAAUAUGGCUGUGGCGGAUCUGCUGACUUUGGCUAUUUGCCCAGCAAUGUUUAUGCUAAACGAUUUCUAUCAGAACUACCAAUUGGGCUGUGUGGGCUGUAAGCUAGAGGGUUUUCUGGUUGUGGUUUUUCUCAUCACAGCUGUGCUCAAUCUUUCGGUGGUUAGCUAUGAUCGUCUAACGGCCAUCGUGUUGCCAAUGGAGACACGUCUCACUAUAAGGGGAGUCCAGGUCGUUGUGGUCUGCACCUGGAUCCUGGGUAUUCUGUUGGCAUCCCCGUUAGCUUUGUAUCGAUCUUACAGGGUGAGAAUCUGGAAGAACUUCACAGAGCGAUAUUGCAAGGAAAACACAUCCAUCCUUCCCAAGUACUGGUAUGUGCUUAUUACCAUUUUGGUGUGGUUACCACUGGGCAUCAUGCUCAUCUGCUACAUAGCCAUAUUUUAUAAGCUUGAUCGGUAUGAAAAACGAGUACUAAGUCGAGAGAAUCCGCUAACAGUCAGCUACAAACGAAGCGUGGCCAAAACCCUUUUCAUUGUGGUCGUGGUUUUUGCCGUUCUCCGUCUGCCAUUUACAAUUCUAGUUGUUCUACGAGAAAAAUACUUCGAUGAAGACGUUUCAGUUAGUAGUGGAAUGCAACUAUUCUGGUAUAUCUCCCAGUAUUUGAUGUUCCUUAAUGCCGCCGUCAAUCCUCUCAUCUAUGGAUUUAACAAUGAAAACUUUAGAAAGGCUUAUUAUCAAAUUUCCUGGGUUCGGCGAUGGAAAGACGCUUCGAAAAUGAAGAAGGCUUCUGGAUCAAAGCAUUGCUGUUACUGUGCUUUUAUGAAGAAGGGUGAACGAAAGGCAGAAGAACCACAGCAGCCUGCGAACGUUGAUAAGGACUUGAGCAAGGAUAUAUCUAUUGAAGAACCGACGGCCAAGACAACUGAGAGGAUUCGAGAUGAUCCUGCUGAUUCACUUGCACCGGAAAUUGAGGCAGACGGAUUUAUAUAA
Drosophila eugracilis is the source of this 1200-nucleotide messenger RNA. Its product is annotated as neuropeptide FF receptor 2. Gene Ontology annotation, molecular function: G protein-coupled receptor activity. NCBI's taxonomy places the organism in Eukaryota, Metazoa, Arthropoda, Insecta, Diptera, Drosophilidae. The coding region runs from base 1 to 1200 and encodes 399 amino acids. Gene Ontology annotation, cellular component: membrane. The record is from RefSeq and is a predicted model, not a curated record. Gene Ontology annotation, biological process: G protein-coupled receptor signaling pathway. The transcript has 3 exons.